GCAUCCCUCGACCCUUUUUUAUUAAUUAAUUCAUACCGUCCAUCAAUGAGGAAAUGUUUGACUAUUCGUUGGACAAUAAAAAUUAUGGGCAGUUCCGUGCAAGCAAAAACUUACAAAAUCUCAGAGGCUCAAGAUCUGACCAUUCAGUGUAAGAUAAUUAAUUUUCAUUGUUGGGCAAUCACACAAAAUAACAUGAGUUAUUGGCCAAAACGAACGAGGGGCCGCUGGCCACAGAUAGUUUUGUGAAAUCUGAAUGGUUCGGGACAUGUGUAGUCCCGCGUGUGACUCCGCCUCUUUCUGUCAGAACCUCCGUUGCCUGAAGCCCCAGAUGGCUGUAUGACGCUUAUGUCACGUGUUGUUUUCGUUGCGCUGCUUGCCUAUGUGUACGAGUACCUAGUAGACGUGUUGUGUGGAAGGGGAUUGGAUUAAAUUAAAUUCGGAUGUCUCUGGAUUUUUUUUUACUUAUUUACCUGCGUGAUGGUGGUCUAGUUUAGGAUACGGCACCACCUAGCUUUUAUUAUCUAAUUAUUAAAAUUAUCACGAAAAUGGCGAGUUUGGUGAAUUUUCAAGAAAAUACACUGGAAAUACAGCCGUCACAACGCGCGACUGGGGUAACAUCAACAAAAACAACAACAAGCAUUCCAACCUCUUUGAUGGUGGCUCCUUCCAGCAGGAUUAAGAACAGCACGCAGGUUUGCAGCCCCCAGGAAGAAACCCCUGGUAAUUUGGUUAAGAAAUCUUCAGGUUCUUUUCUGUCAUUAGUGCACGAAGAAGCCCAGGCUCCUGUUUUGGGUGAUGUAGUAAAGUGCGGCUACUUAAGAAAACAAAAACAUGGGCACAAGAGAUUCUUUGUACUGAGGUCACAGAGCCACCUGGGUCCAGCCAGAUUGGAGUACUACGAUAGCGAGAAAAAAUUCAGGAAUAGCAGUAGGUCAGGUACAACAAGUACAGGACAAAUCUGUCCACCGAAGAGAGUCAUUUAUCUCUACCAAUGUUUUACAGUAAGCAGAAGAGCCGAUGCCAAGAAUAAGUACCUCAUUGCUCUGUAUACUAAAGACGAAUAUUUUGCCAUGGUGGCAGAAAAUGAAACAGAGCAAGAAAGCUGGUAUCAGUCACUAACUGAUCUGUUGAAUGAAGGGAAGGACUUCAUUGAUUCAGAUGAACUGGAUGAAAAUUGUGGUACUCUGAAACCAGGAACUGUUUUUAAGGAAGUGUGGCAAGUAAAUGUGAAGCCUAAAGGCCUUGGGCAAACCAAAAACCUCACUGGAGUGUAUAGACUAUGUCUUUCAAGUAAAAUGAUCCAUUUAGUGAAGCUGAAUUCAGAUGUUCCAUGUGUGCAUUUGCAGCUGAUGAAUAUUAGAAGGUGUGGGCACUCUGACAGCUUUUUUUUUAUUGAAGUGGGUCGCUCUUCUUCCAUUGGACCUGGUGAAUUGUGGAUGCAAGCAGAUGAUUCUGUGGUAGCACAAAAUAUGCAUGAGACAAUUUUGGAGACUAUGAAAGCUAUUAAAGCUUUCGCAGAAUUCAGGCCAAGGAGUAAAAGUCAGUCCUCUGGAACAAAUCCAAUAUCUUUUAUUACUACAAGGCGACAUCUUGGCAAUUUGCCUCCCAGUCAGACUGGUUUACAGAGGAGAUCUAGGACUGAGAGUAUGACUGGUACACCACCUACAGCGAAAAGCAGCUCCUAUCGUUUUCGAACCUCAAGUGAAGGUGAAGGUACUAUGACUAGACCAUUCAGGUCUGUGACUGGAAGUCUUGUUCAUUUAAAUACUGCAAGGCUGAAUUUAGGGCGCCAAGAAGGAGGUGGUAGGUAUGUAAGGGCGCCACUUGGAUCUUCUUUUCAUGCAAGAUCAGCUUCUUUACCAGUGUCACACUUUCCAUCUACUACAAGCCCUGUAAGUGUUUCCUCCAGCAGUGGACAUGGUUCUGCAUCUGAUAACCUAACAAGGCCUUCUAGUUCCUCUGUGUGUGGGUCUCCUAGUGAUGGAGGCUUUAUAUCUUCUGAUGAGUAUGGUUCUAGUCCUGGCGAUUUACGAUAUUUCAAAGUCAGAAGUAAUACUCCUGAUUCCUUGGGAAACACUCCACCAAUUCGAGAGGAGAACUGUUUAAAUGAUUACAUGUUAAUGGCUAAACAUUUAAGUACGACUGAUCACAUCCCAGGUGAUUGUGCAGUGAGGGGUGACUAUAUGGAAGCAGAUACUUUCAGUUUCAGGAAACGGACACAUUCUUUGACAAAGCCAAAUGUAGUUCUGGUCCACCAGAAAACAACACAGACGACUUCUUCUUUAGAUGAAUCAAAUGCUGAAGAUGUAGAGUCUUUUGGAAAGUGUGAAGAUAUAACUUACUCUACAUUAUCAAAGCCAAGUUGUGACUUUGAUGUUGGAGAUUGCAGCAGUGCAGCUGUGCAGCCUGUCAAGGGUGGAAAUCACAAUAGUUCUACAAAGGAUGAAGGGUACAUGCCUAUGAUGCCUGGAGUGGCAUCCUCACUAGUUAGUAACAGUGACUAUGUGCCAAUGAAUCCUAAAAGUGCAGCUGCUCCAAAAGAGAUUAACUCUUGGUUGUCAGCUCAGGUAGAUCACAUAGGGUACAUGAUGAUGUUUCCUGCUGCUAAUGGUUCACUUUCUUGCAGCCCUUGCAGUGGAUGUGGUUCUAAGGACACAAAUGGCAAAUUAACAAAUGGUGAAUAUAUGGAUAUGUCACAUGGGAAUUCAGCAUUACUGAAACUACCGAGUAAUUACCUCAACAGUGUUGCCAGCUGUGAUCUGCCCAAAACUUGCAGUUCCUAUUUUUCUUUGCCUCGGAGCUUCAAGACUGUAGCAAGGUGUGUUGGGGAACAGGAUAAUGAAUAUGUCCCAAUGAGUUCUCCUGGUAAACUAAUGUACAGUGGGUCUGACUGUAGCAAUGGCAUUAUUCAUGAAGGGAUAUCCACUGAUAUUUCAGUAGGGAAACAGCCUGGUUCUGAAGACGUAGGAAGAACUGGAAGUACUAAAAGACCUACAAGACUUUCUCUUGGUGCCAGAGGAAGCAGUACUCUUCCUAGAAUGUUUGACCGUGCCUUGCCACCUGAGCCAGGCAGCCCUGGGGAAUAUAUAAAUAUUAAUUUUGGUGAAAAAGCAAAUAAUACUCCAUACUCUUUGUCUGUUGAAGGUUCUCCAUCCUCUCUUGGGUCAAGCAGUGACCACAGACAGUCACCAUUAUCUGAUUACAUGAGUGUGGAUCUUGAUGUACAGUCACCAAAGGCAACUGCAGAGCUUUCAUCUUUAACAGAUAUCGGUGUUUUUCCUGGAAAUGUACUUUCUCGGACCAAGAGUGUUACGAAUUAUGCUAGGAAUCCUGUUGGUGCUGAUGCCCCUAACAGCAUAUCAGAUGACUAUACAGAGAUGACAUUCAAUAUAGCUGUGACACCACCUAGAUCUGGGGCUGCAAAAGUAGAUAGUAUGAAAGAAAUGACUAGUCCUUCAUCUGUUUUGAAUAGGCUGUGUAUUGUUGACAGAUUUUCCAGUGCAAAUAGUUGUUUGUUUCCUACUCCACCACCUGAUAUUUCCACUGGUCCAAAAGUAAUCCGAGCAGACCCGCAGGGAAGGAGGAGGCACAGCUCGGAAACCUUCUCUUCUGCUCCCACAGUAACGUCGUCUUCAUCAUUUUUUACUGAUAGCAGCAAAAGGCACAGCUCUGCUUCUUUUGACAGUGUCUGGCUUAAGUCAGAUGAGGGUGUUGGUGAUGUUCAAGGGAGCAAAAUGUGCAGAAAUACAUCAACUGGAUUUCAGAAUGGUUUGAACUAUAUAGCUUUGGAAUUACGAGAAGAUUCUGCAAACUGUGCAUUAAGCGCCCUCUUGCCCGUUUCUGAUCCUCUUCAGAAUGGUAUUGGUGACCUGGACAAUGGAAUUUAUGCUAGCAUAGACUUUUGCAGGUCAGAUGGGCAAAAAUGAUCGUGAAAGGCUGAUUGUAUUGCCAUGGAAACCGCCAUCAAGCAUAGAAGAAUGAGUCUUCAGCUCCUCAUGUGCCCAGGCUCCACAUAUUUUCGGAAGCCCUGCAGAAAAGCCAUUUAUUACAAGAAGCUUCACUUGCUUAUAACCAGCAGACAAUAACAUUUCAGAAAGACAACAGAACCAACCCCUUUUCAAGUCAUCACUAACUCCAUUUGUUGCUUCCAGAUAAGCGUUGGUGAAUAUAUAAUUUUACGUAACAUAUUUUGCUGGAAUUGUAAAAAUGGCUGUCCGUCCACAUGCUUUUGGGGUGGAGAGAAUAUGCAGUGACUUUUUCAAAUAUUCAGACAUAAUUUCUUAAACAACAAAGGAUAAGCUUGAUUACUGCUAUCCAGAACCAUUUUCACAUUUUGUCACGGUGAAAAAGCAUCGAUUCACUAUGAAGAAAUGUUCUGAAAUGUUGAUGCUUUGUUGUUUUUUGCAGUCAAAAACUAUUGCAACCUCUAAGAAACUGUACAUAAAAUGAUGUAUACACACAUUAUUUAAUUUUUUUGAUUGUGAAGAAUGUUGUUAAGCUUCUUGUAAGUGCAAAUCAAGAAGAUUUUAUGAAACAAAAAUGUUUCCUACAGUUGUGUUGCCAUCUGAAUGGUGCAUUGUUAUUUCAGUGAUAAGUAGCACAUACAUGUCAUAAAGUUUAUGACACAGAUGACUGUACAUUUAUUAAAUAGAAUUAAUGGGAUAUGCAGGGUAUAACUGAAAUCUGAGGUACUUUAAAGUGUUUUUUAUUUUGUGUUUAUUUUGUUUGAUUGGUGCACUGUUAACCCGGACAUCUUAUUUUUUUAUGCUUGCAUGUCAAAGAAAAGUACUCAAGAAUUGCAAGUCUGUUUACACAUGAACAGCAUUUUGGGAAGAAUGUAGUAGCCCUGUCAUACUCAAGUCAUCAUAAUACUAGUUGCAGAAUACACAGUGGCCAUAAACCUCAUAGUGGCCCAAAUAAUAAAACUAGUAGCAGCCCGUGUCAUUGAAGAUGGCAAGUGGAAAAUAUUUUUUUUACCUUGUGUCUGUCUGAAUCAGUGACUCAGGAAUGGAUGGAACCUUUAUUGUGUUCCUGUAAACACCAUUUGUUCAUGGGGUUGGAGUUGAGAGUGUUGCAUGGAAAUAAAUAUGCAUACAGGCAGUUCCCUUUUGUGGCAUCUCUCGAUCAUGUGAUUCUUGCACUGUGUCAGGCAGCACAGAUGUUUAUGCAGAGUUGUUGGAGCAUUGGCUGUUGGCCCAUUUCCUAUGUAGGCUCUUGACUGACCAUCUCGAGGUAUAACAAGGCAUGUCACAGGUAGAGGAUUAGGGUAGUUCUUAGGGAGAAAAGAAAGGCAGGUUAGAGAUGGAGAAGCCAUUUUCUACUUUUGAUAAAGGUCAUCCAUGUAAUCUACUUGAAGGUAUUGCUCGACUGUUCCUCAUUAAAUCCAUAGUGGACUGUUCAUUUCAUGUGGUAGCAGCCCAUAUACUCAAAAUUAAAGGUGAACAGCCAGCAUUCAUUGGGCUAAGCCAAUUAGACAACAGCUCAGAGAGUUUGCAGAGAGGUGUAAUUGUCUGCCUGUUUGGCCACUGUGUUAUCUACAAACAGUGGUCUGCUCAGCAGCUCACAAUGGUCUAGAUGCUGACCACAUAGAACCCAUAUGUGAAGAAUAAUUUUCAGGCUGCUUCAUCCACUCGGGGGUUUCACUGUAACUACUGGAUGAAAACAACGGUACAGUCCUUUCUUCACGUGUGAAAUAUUAACAGUGAAACCUGAUAUUUUCUCAUUAAACAUAAAAUUUAGCAGAGUUGAAUUUGUACCUGCAGUGUCAACUAGGACUUAAGCAAAUGUAUAUCUGGCAAAAAUGCAGCAAAUUCCCUUUGUAAGACUGUUUUGUGGUGUGAUGUUGUCUUUCAUACUUUUAAAAUUUCAAUGGCUCUUGCAUUGUAGAAGACGUAAAAGGGUACUUAAGAAAGAAUUUGAGUAUACUGCCCAAAGCCUUGGGUCUCUGUAUAGCACAAUGAACCACAGAUGAAACAUCGUUGUGAUAUUUUGUAUUUAUAUAUGUCUUGAAGAUACAGUCCUGGAUAUAAUCAGACCAUUAGAACAGUGUACUCACAGUGAAUCUGGUUUGGACCACCAGCUUAAAAAUGCCAAAAGGUUUACCAUACUUAAACAUGAGCUGCUGCACAACUGUUAAAAUAAUACACAGUGGUAAACGUUUCAGUGCUUCUAUAGACUGCAAGAUUUUUAAAUACCCAUUUGCGUUAUGAGCUGUCUUGUUAGCCUUAAAUGCACAACCCAUUUUUUUUGUGCAUUUAAAAAAUUUCAAAAGUUGCUAGCCCCUAAAAUACAGGGUUUAAAAGCACGUACCAAUUCUGCACUUUCCUAUAUUUCUAAAUGAAGUGCAAUUGCUUUUUACCUGCUUCUUUUUCAUUCAUUGACUGAAUCAUUGCAUUGAUUAAUUUUAACUUAAGGAAACUAAAUUUUGCCUUUAAUUUGCACAACUUUCACAUGUCAUUGUUAGGCUUUAUGCAACCCAUAGUUUUGGGUAUGUGGUAAGGAAGUGAUGAAAUUGCAGCACCAAAGUGUUUCCCUUUUAUGUGUAGUACCUCUGUUUAGGUAUGCAUUCAUCAUCCUGUUUUUUUACAAUUUUUGUAAGCUUUGCUGCCAUUUGUUCAUAAUACACUAACAUUACACAUUUCUAAAGUUUCAUUUUACUUAUUGUUCAGAUAAACCUAAAAAUUACUUUCAGUGUUUUCAAGCAUGUCCACGGUACACUGAUUUCACAGUUCUACAGUCCUUCAGGAUGCCAUUGUACAGUAUACAGCACUGAUUUAGUUAUAAAAAAAAAAAAAAAAAAAAAGUCUGAUUAAAUCUUGGUAACCUCAAAUGUUAUAAAAUGACUAACAGGUACGGCAUACUGAAUAUGCAAUUUUUUUUAAAAAUAAUGAAAUCUGUGUCUUGGUUUACAAAGCAAAACUAAUUUAUUCAGUAUUGAGCUGGAAGUUAUUUUUCAGAGGAUGUUAAACAUAUCACUAAAUAUAUAUUAAUCUUCCAGCCACCGGUUAAUGCUGCUGUAUAAUAUAAAAAUACCAAUGAUGGAACAGUGUUUUUUGUGUCCUGUAAAUUUGGUUUCAUAACGGACAUAUUGUUAUUUCAGCUGUACAGACUAAAGCGUAAUAUGGUUGAUACUGUUCGUUAUAUUUGCUAUUUCUGCUCCAUAAAUCUGUUUAAAAAGAGAGCUAAUAUAUCUGGCUGUGUCUUCCACUGUAAAUAAUGUUGCUUUGUUUUUCUUGAUAAAUACCGCUUUUGUGGUUUUUGGGAGACUGGCUUAAAAUUCUGUAUAAUGUUUAUAUUUAUCUGACUUUGCUUUCCAUAGAGCUACUUGCAAUAAAUUUGUGUUCAUGUA
Messenger RNA from Protopterus annectens (West African lungfish), 7348 nucleotides. It is a transcript of the gene IRS4, whose product is annotated as insulin receptor substrate 4. The record is from RefSeq and is a predicted model, not a curated record. Gene Ontology annotation, biological process: insulin receptor signaling pathway. Gene Ontology annotation, cellular component: plasma membrane; cytosol. The transcript has 2 exons. NCBI's taxonomy places the organism in Eukaryota, Metazoa, Chordata, Ceratodontiformes, Protopteridae. Gene Ontology annotation, molecular function: insulin receptor binding; phosphatidylinositol 3-kinase binding. The coding region runs from base 546 to 3926 and encodes 1126 amino acids.